Messenger RNA from Cydia strobilella, 2768 nucleotides. RefSeq names its product lipase 1-like. Lineage: Eukaryota; Metazoa; Arthropoda; Insecta; Lepidoptera; Tortricidae. The record is from RefSeq and is a predicted model, not a curated record. The coding region runs from base 30 to 1208 and encodes 392 amino acids. Gene Ontology annotation, molecular function: hydrolase activity, acting on ester bonds. Gene Ontology annotation, biological process: lipid metabolic process. The transcript has a single exon.
AUCAAAUAUUUAUUUGGACUUCAUUAAAAAUGAGCACUAUUAUAUCCAUAACAGUAAUUUUGCUGGUUACUUUGCCUGCUUCGCUUUCUGUAUUACAUACACGGCCAGAAGAUGCUAAAUUGAAUUUCACUGAGCUUGGAAUAAAAUAUGGACAUUCCGUCGAAGAACACGACGUGGUCACUGAAGACGGAUACAUUUUAACUUUAUUCCAUAUUCCUGGAAAGAGGUCACAAUCUAUUCUUCUUAUACAUGGCAUUUUUGACUCCGCUGACACUUUCAUUAUAAGAGGGCAGCUUUCUUUAGUCCUCACAAUGGCUAAUAAAGGGUAUGACGUGUGGGCUGGAAAUACAAGAGGCAACAAGUAUGGUAGAAGACAUACGUAUCUCGAUCCGGACACCGAUGCGGAGUUUUGGGACUUCAGUUUACAUGAAGCUGGUUACUAUGAUCUAGCCGCAAUAGUUGAUUUCGUUCUAGAAUGGACUGAUGAGAAGAGCAUAAGAACGAUAGGACAUUCUCAAGGAACGUCAGCACAUUUUGUUUUGUUAUCAACAAGACCGGAAUAUAACAAGAAAAUUAAAGGAUUCAUUGCCCUAGCGCCUGUUGCAUUCCUCAAUAACUUAAUCCCUCCAGUGUCAACUGUGACUGAGGUAGGACCAGUGAUAAACAAGUUUCUGAAAUCAUUAGGAAUAGAAGAGUUGUUACGAGAUCAAUCCGCGGCUAGAGAGCUCAUCGAGCUGAUAUGCAGCCAAGGUAUUAUCAGCUACGAUCUUUGCUAUAUACUUGCCAAUUCACCAUUUUUGGGCUUCGAUUCUAAAAGAAUUGAGCCUGAUUUUUGGGAAGUAAUCACAGGACACUGCCCGGCAGCUACUAGUAGAAAAAGCCUUGUGCACUUUGAUCAAAUUGCUCUCAGUAAAAGAUUUGCUAACUAUGACUAUGGAACUUUAGAAAAUUUCCGACGAUACAAAGUUUUGGUUCCCCCUAGUUACAAUUUAGGGAAAAUCACAACAAAUAUAUCAUUGAUUGUUGGCCAGAACGAUUUAUUAUCGAGGGUAAAGGAUGUAAAUAAUCUGAAAUCAUUACUCCCUAGAGAGCCUAAAUACCAUUUAAUGGAACCAAUACUAUGGAACCAUGUUGACUUUGUAUGGGCUAAUGAUAUGGAUGUAUAUUUAUAUCCGUAUAUAUUCUCGUCAUUAGAAGACUUUGAAUGACGCGGACUGCGCGGACAUGUUUGGUACAAAUGUGUUAUAUAUAACAUAACACAGUAUUGUAAUAUCAUGCAUUUUUGUUUGAGGCACUAUUAAGUUCAGGCCCCUGUUUGAAAUAGGCGCCUUGCAGAGAAACAGAAGUGUAGAACACGAUUCUAUAGUAUUUUUUUGUUUUGUUUAUUAUUAAUGUUGAAUUAUAGAUAAAACGGUUUAGUCGGAGCAUGUCUCAUUCUUAGGAGGUCAGCCGGGCUAUGAUGGUCGUCUAUAUAAAUGGCUGUAUAAAUGAUGAUAAAAUAGUUUUGACGUCUUAUCCACUUUUGACAACGAUAGCCGUUAAAUGCAUAACAUGGUCGUUGGAUAAUAUGUCAUUUGUCUAAAUUUCGAGUUAGGACACGUUCUGAGUUUGUCACUUUCUGAGUUCGUCACAUUCUGAGUACGUCAAUUUCUGAGAACGCCACUUUUGGAGCACGUAACUUUCCGAGUUCAUCACUUUCUGAGUACGUCAGUUUUUUAGCAUAGUAAGAUUUAAGCGUAUACCGGCAUGAACAAUAGAUACCAGCAAUCAUAUGAUAGUAGCUGUACUGUAAGACAGUUUCCCGUUAUCGUCUAUAGAUUCGUAUUACUCUUCAAUGGCCACUAAAAAAACACAACCGUAUGUCAUACAGUAACUUAUACUAGAGCGGUACUGUCAUAGUAAAUUUUGUAACCCCAAUAAAUUCACUGCCAUCUGUCGACAAACUUUAAAACUAAAAAUGAAGUUUUAUAAAAAUACGAUAAAAUGUUUUUAAAUAUAGAUAAAUGUUUUUUUUUUAUUUGCAUUAAUUAUCUUUAUGAUUUUGACCCAUGUUCUUUCACUGAUAUGCGUUAAAAUUGUUAAAUAACAAACGAAACCGUCAACGCCACCUAUACGACUGUAGGCCAAAACUAGUAGCGCCCUCUGAACGAGAAUCAAAUUUUCUUGAUUUUCGAGGCACGUCUUUUCCUUAGACCAAAGAUAGAUAUAACUCCGUAAUAGAUGGAUACAGUCUAAGGAAAAAACGUGCCUCGAAAAUCACGAAAAUUUUAUUCUCGAUCAGAGGGCGCCACUAGUUUUGGCCUACUCUCGUAUAGAGGGCGCUGACGGUUUCGUUUGUUAUCUAUAAUUUUAACGCACAUCAGUGAAAGAACAUGGGUCAAAAUCAUAUAAAAAAAAAAAUACAAAUAAAAAAAUCAUUUAUCCGUAUUUAAAUACAUUUAACGUAUUUUUAUAAAUCUUCAUUUUUAGUUUUAACGUAUGUCGAUAGAUGGCAGUGAAUUUACAGCGGUUACAAAAUUUACUAUGACAGUACCGCUCUAUCUUAUUAUAUCCUCAUUGCUUAGACUGUAUCCAUCUAUUACGGAGUUAUAUCUAUCUUUGAUCAUACAUAAAAGCGGCCGUAUGCAGUACAGCUAAUAUGAUAUGAUUGCUGGUAUCCAUUGUUCGUGCAGGUGUUAAAAAACUGACGUACUCAGAAAGUGACGAACUCAGACAGUGACGUCCUUUGCAUAAACACAUAUGUUUGGCCUACCAAGCAUGAUUAAAUA